AUGCUGAUACAAACUGGUACGCUCGGUUGUAUCCCCAGGGCAGCUGAAGCGGAUGCCUUGGAAGCUGCUGCGGCCGCCUUCCGCGGGUCCGCAGAGAAGGCGCCAUCACUUCGUGUCCAUGACGAUGACAACCAGGAAGAGAACGAAGGCAACAAAGGCCAAGACGAGUCGAAUUUGUCGAAUGCGGCAGAGCAAGAAAGCUGA
Messenger RNA from Symbiodinium natans, 204 nucleotides. NCBI's taxonomy places the organism in Eukaryota, Dinophyceae, Suessiales, Symbiodiniaceae. The record is from the annotation of a GenBank genome assembly.